GGGCCCCCGACUCCCUCAGGUAGAGGAGGAAAGGCCCCCAGAGAGCCAGCCAAGGUCGGGAAGCCGUUGUGAAGAGGAUGUUGGGGUGCAACGAGUAUGAGGUUGUGGACGCGAGGAGCGGCCUUGCCCGCGGGUUUGGGGGCGUCCUGGCUGGAUUGGAAGGGAGGGUGCAAAGGCCAAGGCCCGUAAAGCAGCCACCGCCCAGGCUACCGCUCACACCUGCCGCGCCGGGCAGGCGGCUGCCCCAACCCCGCGCAAGUUUGGGAAACGCGGGUGCCAGCGUGGGUCCACCGUGGGCGCUCUGCUGGCCUCUGAGCUGGGCUGGAAGUUCUACGAUGCGGAUGACUACCACCCAGAGGAAAAUCGAAAGAAGAUGGGAAAAGAGAUACCACUGACUGACCAGGACAGGAUUCCAUGGCUCUGCAACUUGCAUGACAUUUUACUAAGAGAUGUGUCGUCGGGACACCAUGUGGUUCUAGCUUGUUCAGCCCUGAAGAAAAUGUACAGAGACAUCCUAAUACGAGGGAAGGAGAGCACUCCUCUGAAAUGUGCAGAAUUGGGAAAGGGAGAAGGGCCAGCUGAGAUACAGCUCUUGGUGAUCCAUCUGAAUGGGUCAUUCGAGGUCAUUUCUGCACAGUUACGCCAAAGAAAAGGACAUUUUAUGCCCCCCGAGUUAUUGCAGUCUCAGUUUGAUAUUCUGGAGCCCCCAUCAGCUCCAGAGAACUUCAUCCAAAUCAAUGUGGAAAAAAACCUUCCUGAGAUCAUUGCUACAAUCACCGAGACUCUACAGACAACAUGAGAAGUGUUUCAUAGCUGCGGCCCAGAAAUAAAAACAACUUUGUUCCAGUCUCCUUAACCUGUAGGUACUUGAAAUUCUUCAAGUGAGCAAACCACAGGGAGUUGAUUGAACUUGUAAGAGCUGUGACAUACUUCACACCCUAUGGUGGCACAUCUGAGGAAAAGGAAGAGACUUCGAAAAUGAAAGUUUGUUUCAACUCAAUCAAAUGAGAUCUUGUAAUCAAUGUACUACUCGUGCCUAUAUUUUUCCAAAUAAAUGAAACUUGGAGCUGGGUACUUUUGGCUCUACUCAGGAGGCUAUCUAAAGAUCUCCAUUCAAAGCCAGCCUGGGCAGAAAAGUUAGUGAGACUCUUAUAUCC
Messenger RNA from Perognathus longimembris pacificus (Pacific pocket mouse), 1157 nucleotides. It is a transcript of the gene Idnk, whose product is annotated as IDNK gluconokinase. Gene Ontology annotation, cellular component: cytoplasm. Bases 374 to 799 code for a protein of 141 amino acids. The record is from RefSeq and is a predicted model, not a curated record. The transcript has 5 exons. Lineage: Eukaryota; Metazoa; Chordata; Mammalia; Rodentia; Heteromyidae. Gene Ontology annotation, molecular function: gluconokinase activity.